UUCCGGGCAGCGACGCUGGCGGGAAUGACUUCAGAAUUUGCACUGGAUGGACAGCAAACAUUUCCUCAAAACAGACCAUGAAGCUUUCCACUUGAGAGCCCACUGUGGUCCCAAUGCUUUUCCCAGCCGGUUUUCGCUCCUGCUCCAGGCUCCGCCUCCGCCGUGUCCGCGCUUCUCGCCCCGCCCCACACAGCAGCUCCGCCCCCGCUCGCUCCGCCCCCGGAGUUACUCCUCCGGCGUUGCUCCCUCAAAGCGGAAGUGAAGCCGGACUGCGGCUCCUACCGUGGUCCCUCCUGGCCUUUGGUGACUAGUCGCGUCAGUUCCGACCCGGACCCAUACGCUGCGGCGCUGACGUGGCUCCCGGAAGUAGGGCUGGCGUAGGGCCGCCAUGUUGCAGCAGGAUAGUAAUGAUGACACUGAAGAUGUUUCCCUGUUUGAUGCAGAAGAGGAGACGACUAAUAGACCAAGAAAAUCCAAAAUCAGAUCCACCGACAACCAACAGAUAAUUGGUCACCAUGAACAGUCUGUAAGCUGUGUUGCCUCCCAGAUCUGUAUCUCCAUUCAGAAUGUCACAGGUAGACUAAUGGUUGGCCUACGUUGGUGGAAUCACAUUGAUGAAGAUGGAAAGAGCCACUGGGUAUUUGAAUCUAGAAAGGAGUCCUCUCAAGAGAAUAAAACUGUGUCAGAGGCUGAAUCAAGAAUCUUUUGGUUGGGACUUAUUGCCUGUCCAGUGCUGUGGGUGAUAUUUGCCUUUAGUGCACUCUUCUCCUUCAGAGUAAAAUGGUUGGCGGUGGUUAUCAUGGGUGUGGUGCUACAAGGUGCCAACCUGUAUGGUUACAUCAGGUGUAAGGUGGGCAGCAGAAAGAAUUUAACCAGCAUGGCUACUUCAUAUUUUGGAAAGCAGUUCUUACGACAAAACACUGGAGAUGAUCAGACUUCCUGAAUAGACAAAACUUAAUGUGCUUUGUUACAUUGGGGGAACAACUGAAGAGAUUCUUGACUCUGAACCUUUUAGAGCUUAGUCCAUGUUGCAACGAGGAGUGUUGGCUUUGUUUUUCCACUUAAAAACUUUAUUUAUAAAAAGGAAAAGUAGUUUUCAUGUUAAGUUUUUAUUUCCUUUCCAGCAUUUGGGGCUAGAAAGUAUAUGUUGGCACUAGAAACAUUGUCAAGAUUUAUUCUGUGGUGUAGGUAUGCACAUGUUCCAUAGGUAUGCACACAGCCAUGUAGUAUCAGUAUAUCUCAAGUUAAUGAAAGUGUUCAUUUACAUAGGUAAUGGAGACCUUUGCAUUUUGAUCCAUAAAACAUGGGAGGAUGUUCUUAGUCUGUCUCAAAGCUCUAUGUGUUUACAUAUUAUUUCUGUAGAUGAUUUUCAGGAGUAAAUUUUGCUUCCAUGGUAAGAGUGAGCACUUUGGCUUAUGUAUAAGUUAGAAAUUAUUGUUAGUUUUUAAUAUGUACUUCAUGGGGAAAUUUCUUAGACAUAUACAAGCAAGUGAAAACAAUUAGGGCCAGUGGUAUUAACUACUUUCUAAAAUCUUAUUUUUAUUUGUAAGAAGUCAUUUACUUAAGGCCCAGUUAAUAUAAGUGGAAUCAUCAUCGUUUGUUUAAGGAAUACCCAGAGAUUGCUGCUGUUCUAUUUAUUUUACAGAAAGGAUAGCUAGAUUGAAAGCUCUUCAGUGGACCUUGAGCUAAUAGAUCUUUUACCACUAAAAGAGCAUUAUUCUCAUGUCAUAAUGAGAAUAAUCAUUUACAUACUUGGCAUAAUAAAUGUCUAAAAGACAUUUUCUGAAUCUAUUUUUUUUUCUUGCUAUAAUGGGGAUAUUGUAAAUUAUGCAUUUGUAUUAAUGGUAUUUCUUAAAGCAUUCUGUGUAACUGUAAACCAAUCUACAAACUAUUGUAGGCAUUUGUAAAUUCUGUUGUAGGUAUUAUAAACUUUGUUGAAGUCUUAAUCAGCAGAUUAUGUUGUGAAUAUAUUUGUACAUUGUUAAAAUAGUUUUUAAGAUUAUUUGUUUAAUUGAAUAAGUGUCUUAUUGGAGUGAUAGCUUUGAAGGUGCAAAACUUUAUAUUUGUAUAAAAUUCUACUGUUUACAAGGCA
This is a messenger RNA of Cercocebus atys (sooty mangabey), 2092 nucleotides long. RefSeq names its product Golgi apparatus membrane protein TVP23 homolog B-like. Lineage: Eukaryota; Metazoa; Chordata; Mammalia; Primates; Cercopithecidae. The record is from RefSeq and is a predicted model, not a curated record. The transcript is spliced from 8 exons. Gene Ontology annotation, cellular component: Golgi membrane. Bases 389 to 943 code for a protein of 184 amino acids. Gene Ontology annotation, biological process: vesicle-mediated transport; protein secretion.